CACUGGACUAUAAGGCUCACUGUCGGCUUUUGAGAAAAUUUUAGGUUUUUAAGUGCGCCUUAUAGUCCGGAAAAUACGGUAAUAAAUCAAUCUAUUUUUUACAAUGAACUAUAUCAGAUUCAUUAUUAGUGGUGGGUAUUGCCAACAAUCGUACGAUACGAUGCGUAUCACAUACAGGGUCACGAUACGUAUUGCAAUAAAUGUAUAUCGUGAUACAUGGCCUUUGAGAAGAUAUGUAUCCCAAUAUUUUACAUUACUUUGCACACCAGGGUGCAGUUUGUGCACCCUUAUUUAUUAUACAGUAUAUCAAGCUUUUGGUCUCAUAGGUUAAGGUGACACUAAAUUAAAGGGUAAUUAUCCAUCGAAUUAAUAUAAAAUCAGCUUGGUUUUGAAACAAUAUGUGUAAGGGAAAUUAUCAAAUGUUAAUAGUCCUUAUUUUCUCUUGUCACUAAAGCUGUAUCUGAAGUUUCCUCCUAACUUGUGUCUCAUAGCAAAAAACAAAUAAAAGCAAAUCAAGCAAGCGACAGCUUGUAACUCCAAAAACUCGUACGGCUCCCAUCUCUCGCUGCAUAUUUGCUACCGCCAAGUGUGUCACUUCCCUGUAAGGCGGCAGAGAGAGCAGCCGAGUGGAAAAAACGUGUGGUCCCGUCCAUCAUCUCUGUUUGUGCCACUUGAAGGUGGCAUUACUCCCACCCCAGAGUAUCAGUGCCCAUCGUCCAUUAUGUCUCCAUUAGCCUGCCAAAGCACAUUGUAAAUAGACGUGACAGCGGUGAUGCUGUACAGACUCGUCGCUCAGUCAUGAAUCGCUGCUUAUUAAUGUUACAACAAAACGUAGAAGGGAGAGCUGCGAUGGAAACCAAAUGGAAUUUCUCUUAAGGCACUGCCCAUCUUGAUUCCUUUUUGUAUUGGGGAAAUUGGAAGAUGGCGAAAAAUAACGGUAAUUGAUUUUGAGAUUAUUUGUCCAUUGUGUGGAAGGCAAAAACUGUGGCAACCAGCAGAGGCGCUGUUCAUUCACUCAACUUAUUUACUGUCCAAAGAAGACAACGUGACGGCAACUGUUUUAUCAGACAAUUACAAUUUUGCUUUUCUUGUGACCGAAAACCUUUUUCUCACAACCUUAGAAAUGUUUGCCAAAUCUUUUCAAACCUAACUCCCAUGACAAAAAAAAAAAAAUCCUGUAAAUUUUUGCUCUACAAUAACUUUAAUCCCAUUAAAUUAAGGCAUUUUUCCCCACAUCAUAAGUGGAAAAACACAUUUCUCUGUUAUUAAAAUGAGAAGGGUUGUUCCAUCGAUAAAUCCAUUUCAAAUUGUUGGUCGAUGAGGUGUAUUGUUAGAAAGUCAAAAAAGAACAAAGUCCGGUGGUUGUUUGAUAGGAGCAUGCGUGGCGUGUUCCAAGCUCAACCUCCUGCUAUUGUGUCGUGCGGACUCUCACUCCCUUCCUCAGACUCAGGACUUCUUUGUGAUUCACUUCCAGUAAAGCUCAUCAGCUUGAUGCAAGCUGCCGUAGUGACGCUCCGACAUUGUGGACACAAGUAAGAAAAAACAAUUAGAUGAGUCUUCUCUGACUAAAAUAUUGGCUUACUGACCAAUGUACAGCUGCCAUGGAUCACCGACCUUUCACGUCCUAUUUGUUUCCUUUAAUUAUCAAAUCUUUAAUCUCAAGUAACUUUCAUUGACUUGUUUUAUUUCUACGUGCAUGUUCCUACUCCUCCUCUCUCUGUGAUGUUGCAAUGGAAAGCCCAACACUUGCCAAUUGCCAUAUAUAAGCCUGAUGGAGAGUGGAGGGAGGGAGUGUGGCCACAUGGUCAUGGUCAUUUAGACCUUCUCUCUCUCACACACAUAAGCGGAGUCAGCGUGGUCAGCUGCCUCCAUCAAAGCCUUGUAGGACGGAUUAAGCAGUGGACUGCUAGAAAUGGAAAGUGAGGGCUCACAAAGAGGAGGAACGGUGUGCUUUUGGCGCCCGUGAGCCGAGAUGGGAGACUGGAGCUUCUUGAGGAACGUCCUGGAGGAGGUCCAGGAGCACUCCACGUCGGUCGGCAAGGUGUGGCUCACCGUGCUCUUCAUCUUCCGUAUCCUGGUGCUGGGCACGGCGGCCGAGUCGUCGUGGGGCGACGAGCAGAGCGACUUCCUGUGUGACACGCAGCAGCCCGGUUGCACCAAUGUCUGCUACGACCGCGCCUUCCCCAUCGCACACAUCCGCUACUGGGUGCUGCAGAUCGUUUUCGUGUCCACGCCGUCGCUCAUCUACAUGGGCCACGCCGUGCACACGGUGCGAGCCGAGGAGAAGCGUAAGCGGCGGGAGCAGGAGGAGAGGGAGGCCAGAUCGCAGGAGGGCGAGGAAGAGAUGGAGGGUGAGAAGGAGUACCUGCAGCAGAAGGAGAACGUGAUAGAGUCGGGGGCGGACGGGCGGAGCCGGCUGCGCCUCAGGGGUCCGCUCCUCCAUACGUACAUCCUCAGCAUCCUCAUCCGCAGUGCCAUGGAGGUCAUCUUCGUCACCAUACAGUAUAUGAUCUACGGGGUGUUCCUCAAGGCACUGUACCUGUGCACGGCGUCGCCCUGCCCGAACCCGGUCAACUGCUACAUGUCGCGGCCCACAGAGAAGAACAUCUUCAUCGUCUUCAUGCUGGUGGUGGCCGCCGUGUCCCUGGCGCUGUCCGUGCUCGAGCUCUACUACCUGGGCUGGAAGAGCCUGAGAGCCUGCCUUCAGCGCAAGGCCGCGCGCCGUACCCUGCCUGCCGUGACGCCAAUGGCGCUGGAGCCUGACGGCCCGGUCGCCCCACGCACCCCGCCUCCCGACUUUAGCCGCUGCGUCAACCCCCUGACCUCCAUGGCGCCCGUUCCCUUCAGCAACAGGAUGGCGCUGCAGCAGAACUCGGCCAAUAUGGAGGCCGAGCGCCACCACAGCAGGGACAACUUGGAGGACCAUGAGGACUUUCUUCAGAGAUACCAGGGGACACCGCCGCCCCGGGGGCUUUCCAAUAACUGCCACCCUAUGCCCGCACUGUACACUGGGGACAAACGUCGUCUGAGCAAGACGAGCGGGAGCAGUGGGCGAGUACGACAUGACGACCUGGCCAUUUAAACACUGGACCCUCAGGAACCACUUUGAACUAUAGACAACAUGCGGGGUAACACAACAGACACUUGACGUUUGCACUUGAAUAGGUUUUAUAGUGAGCAGGGAGCGCUACGGUAGACUAUUUCAUCGCAAGGACGUUCUUGUGUAAAUUUACACAACAGUCGGUCGGGCAGAAGUGCUGAACAGCUCGCCCGCAGUCACAUUUACAGAAACAAAGAAUUGACUUUGUUGUUUAAUUUUGCACUUGAUGGUCGAGUAGGCACUCCAAAGACUUCUCUACUGUAUUUUUAACGUAUGCCUUAAUGAGAGUCAUGUGAUGUAUUACUUCUUAUGUUCAUAGAUGAAAAAUCACGUCACCUAAAAUUGAAUGAAAAUGUUCACGUGAGAAGUCCCUUUCAGAGGCCCCACGCGGACGCCUGCUAUUUUAUAUAUGGCCACCAGGUGGCAGGAUUGCACUUAUUACGUUUAUCCCUUGUCUCUUUGUCUUUUGUUUUGCGAAUACGUACGUCUCUAUGCAUUUUUUUUCAAUGUUCACAAGUGAUUUUUAUUUCCUUUAUUCGUAUUUUGCAAUAUAAUGCAGUGUGCUUGGACAAAUGAUCAAUUCAUGAGCUUUUUCAGACUAAUGUUUCAAUAUAAUUUUAGGUUUUAGAGUAUUACAGCAACAAUCCAUUCAUCCAUCUGUAUAUCCAUAUGCAUUUUCAUAUAUAUAUCAAUUCACUGCAGUUUUUUCCUCAAUAAAUGAUCAAGUUUGUUUA
Molecule: messenger RNA, 3834 nt
Organism: Syngnathus typhle (broad-nosed pipefish)
Lineage: Eukaryota; Metazoa; Chordata; Actinopteri; Syngnathiformes; Syngnathidae
Gene: gja5a
Product: gap junction protein, alpha 5a
Exons: 2
Coding region: 1973-3082 (369 amino acids)
Biological process (GO): cell communication
Cellular component (GO): connexin complex
Source: RefSeq, a predicted model, not a curated record